AUGAUUGCUCCCAAAAUUAUCAUCGCACUACUUGCAUUCUGCGCUAUUAUCAACUCAGGUAAAGCAUUGCGUUGUUACGAAUGCAUAGCCAGCGUUUUCCCGGGCGACAACAGCCCCUGUCUCAACGGGGAGGAGAUCCACCUGAGAAGGGUCCGGUGCAUCGGCCCCUCCGUUUGCGCCUUCUAUCGCUACGAAAGCACCGUGCCCGGUACUCCCCCGGUGACCCACGCGACCCGGGGUUGCCAGUCGUUGCGCUACGGGGGCACCUGCGAGGACAUCUUCAACGAGUUGAGGGCCCGGGGCGAGGUGUUGCCCGGUCAACACACUUGCGCUACUUGCAACAGCGAUCUGUGCAAUAUGGCGGUGAGCAGAACGGCCAGUUCGGUUCUGUAUUUUAUAUGCGUUGUCGGUUUUUUGUUGGUUUAUCGUUUAAGAUAAUUUAG
This is a messenger RNA of Phyllotreta striolata, 443 nucleotides long. Lineage: Eukaryota; Metazoa; Arthropoda; Insecta; Coleoptera; Chrysomelidae. The record is from the annotation of a GenBank genome assembly.